AUGUCGGGUAUCCUCCCUAGCACGACCCGUCAGGCCGGCCCGCAGGCUCCUAGCAACAGUGGUCUGGGGCGGGCCUCCCGGGCAGCGGCCGUUGAGCCGCUGGCUGGGCUGAGUGGCAGGCGCGCUGCGCUCCCGGGCGUCGCCGGGCUGCCCGCCCCGGAGCAUGCACCCCCCAAGGGCUGCACCCGUGUGGGCUGGCGGCCGGGCUGCCGCCCACCGCCCCACCAUGCAGCAGCCCGGAAGGGUUCGAGGCUUGGGCUGGUGACCGGCCGCCGCUGGCUCCCGCGCUGCCCUUUGCCCCCACUUCCUGCGCUGCAGCCACCACCGACCGAAGCGCCGCGGAGCAGGCACCCGAAGAAGCCUCUUUCAAAGUCCCUUCCCUCAGCCGAGCCGCCAGAAGGCAUCUCGUUUCCGCCAGCACUGUUGAAAGAGGCCAAAGUGUCAGCGCUCAGCCCUGAAAUGAAGACCGAGGCUUCCACAGUCAGCGGGAGCUCCCUGGGCUCUGGGUUUCCUUUUGAGAAUAGCUGGAGGAAAGCGGUUUCAGAAACACAAAAAAUAAGGAAAGAAUACACCACAACAUUUGGUCUAGAAGAGCCUAAAGAACAUGUCAAAAUGCCACAUUUACCAAGAUUACCAAGUUGCCCAAAGAGCGUAAGCUCAGCUCCAACAGAAGCUCACAAACAGCUACCACACGCUCACUUGGAGAUGCCUGCAAGCAGGAUAAAGAAGACUAAGAAGACGUGUACCAUGGUACCACUUCAAAAGAAAUCAAAAGAUUCUGGCUUCAGUGACCCUCUCACUGGAGCUCCGUCUGAGUACUUGCAGAGACUUUCCAGGCUGGCCAUAUUGGAAUAUGAUACCAUUCGCCAGGAAACAAGCAAAAAAUCUUCUGGAGGCUGGAAGUCCAAGAUGAACAGGCCAGCAGAACCGGUAUCUGGGAAGUGCCUGGCCUCUGAAUUGUGA
Molecule: messenger RNA, 963 nt
Organism: Octodon degus (degu)
Lineage: Eukaryota; Metazoa; Chordata; Mammalia; Rodentia; Octodontidae
Gene: CUNH8orf89
Product: chromosome unknown C8orf89 homolog
Exons: 7
Coding region: 1-963 (320 amino acids)
Source: RefSeq, a predicted model, not a curated record